AUGGAUAUGACAGCAGCGGCUAUAGACCAGGCCCAGGUCUUGUACGCUCGCACCGAAUCCUCGUCCUCCCAGCCUCCAGUAUACAAGGCGAUCGGUAUCACACUUGCUAUCGCCUCGGGAUUUUUCAUCGGUGUGUCGUUCGUUAUCAAAAAGGUUGGCCUGCUGAAAGCCAAUGUCAAAUACAAUGAGGAAGCAGGCGAGGGAUAUGGAUAUCUAAAGAACCUCUGGUGGUGGCUUGGAAUGACUCUGAUGAUUAUCGGCGAAACUUGCAAUUUCGUCGCCUACUGUUUCGUCGAUGCUAUCCUCGUCACUCCCAUGGGAGCCUUGUCCGUCGUUGUAACUACAGUAUUAUCUGCGAUUUUCCUGAAAGAACGGUUGAGUUUCGUUGGCAAGAUAGGUUGCUUCAAUUGUAUCGUUGGUGCAACCAUCAUCGCAUUGAACGCCCCUGAGCAAGCCUCAGUCACCGAUAUCCAGGGAAUGCAGCAUUUUGUUAUUGCCCCAGGAUUCUUGACGUAUGCUGGAGUAAUUAUAGUGGGCUGCUUAUUUGUGGCAUUGUGGGCUGGUCCCCGCUACGGAAAAAAGAGCAUGUUUGUCUAUAUCACGGUGUGCAGUUUGAUCGGUGGUCUCAGUGUGGUUGCAACCCAGGGGUUGGGAGCUUCGAUUCUGGCACAGAUUCGAGGAGAAUCGCAAUUCAAACACUGGUUUUUAUAUGUGCUGCUUGUUUUUGUCAUUGUUUCGCUAUUGACCGAGAUUGUCUAUCUUAAUAAAGCUUUGAAUAUUUUCAACGCCGCCCUCGUCACUCCUACCUACUAUGUCAUGUUCACCAGUUCGACUAUUGCCACGUCGGCUGUGCUGUUCCAAGGAUUCUCUGGUUCUGCAAUGGCUAUAGUGACUAUGGUAAUGGGCUUUUUGACCAUUUGUUCGGGCGUGGUCUUGCUGCAGUUGUCUAAAUCUGCGAAGGAUGUUCCCGAUGCAGCCGUCUUUAAAGGAGAUCUGGAUCAGAUCAGAGAAGUCGGCGAGCAAGAAGCGUCUGAAAUUGAACCAAAGGCAGAUGCCAUCCGAGGAGCAGCAGCAAUCAUUCGCCGAAUUUCCGUUUCUAGGCAAAAGAUGGAAGAGGAAGAGGCAAAGCGAUACUUCAGAGAGAAACACGAGGACCAGUUAAGCGAACCAGCCGAGAACGAAAUCGUGGAAUGGGACGGACUUAGACGGCGGAAGACGGUUAUUGGAGACCAUCCAGUCAUGACACCUAGAUCUAACCGCUCUGUUCGAACACCUCAUCCGCCUUUGGGCAUGUCUCGAUUUCCUACUGAAGAAGAAAGGACGCCUCCUCGCACGCCUAGUGGUAACCACUCUUUUUUGAGCGACGUUCGUAGUCGGGCAUCUACCAUCCUACAUACUCCUCUUCACUGGCGACAGUUGCAUGAUGACGAACCGCAGACUUCUGUACAUCCAGUGGCGUUGACGGAAAUCGCUCUUAACAAAAAGAACAAACAUGUUGACACUGCUUAUCAUGGCAAUGAUGGACAUUUGGAACCACCUUUCCAACCUCACACUGGCCGAGAACGCAGCAACACUCCCAGGUCGAUAGUCUGGGCAGAUGAGCGGCCAGAUUCAUCGCCAACUCGAUCACCAGUUCGAAAUAGUCACCUCGCACCUGAACCAACACAGUAUGCACGACGGCAAUUCUCGUUUACGACAUUGUUUGGACGUAAGAAGUCGAAUGAGAAUGUGCCGCAUUCUCCAGUCAGUCCUGGACGUGGGAUUUUGCGAAAUGCAACGCCGAAAGGACCGGGUUUGUCAGAUUAUCGGCGUGCAGUGAAAGCUGCUACCGAGGAAGAGCGAUUGGGACUCGUCAAGGGAGAUCCGCAAUCAUCAAAUAUGGAGCACGAUAACGACGACGAAGAUGAUCUGGAAAGUAUUGAUGAGAAAAUAAUCCGUUCAUCGUCACCGGAGAUGUUUGAUUCCGCUAUAGAUCAGGCUUUGGAAGACGUCAAGAGGCAGUAUAACGCUGCCCGACCCCACCAAGUCUCGACAUCAUCGUCAAUAUCAACAACGAUUUUCCCAGCAUACGAAGAUACACAUCACUAUUAUGAACAACACGGCCACGGUCCUCAGUCUGGACAAUUUGGUGGCUAUCACACAAUCCGUCGAAUCUCGUCACCACCUCCCCCUUCUCUCCCCACUACACACGAGAAUACCGGACCAUCGUCCGUUUCAUCCGGUAAAAUGAGGAUGAACGACCCCCUCCCUCCAAUCCCAGACAUAACCAGUCCAAUCCAAGACCCAAGCUCAGAAUACGUCCACGUCCCGGUCCCGAUGCGGGACAACCCACCACCCGCUUAUUCACCCGAAAGCGGUCGUCGCGCAGACAACGACGAUAAUGACUUCAACCCCGCCGAAUUCGGAGUGGUAUCUUUACCUUCAUCAUCAACAACUUCCCCACCAUCGCCGUCCGCCAGUCGGGGGUAUAGGGAUAGUUAUCGACGACCUGGACAUAACCACACGGCUGGUAGUAACAGUGAUAGUCGAAAUAUCACGGGUGAACGAAGAAGUCCACGAAGUAACAGCGAUAGUAGCACGAGUAGUGGUGCAAGCAAUGAUGCUGGAACGCAACGAUUAGUUCGCGAUGGGGCAUUUAUUUAG
Messenger RNA from Talaromyces stipitatus ATCC 10500, 2643 nucleotides. Its product is annotated as DUF803 domain membrane protein. Lineage: Eukaryota; Fungi; Ascomycota; Eurotiomycetes; Eurotiales; Trichocomaceae. Gene Ontology annotation, biological process: magnesium ion transport. Gene Ontology annotation, molecular function: magnesium ion transmembrane transporter activity. The record is from RefSeq and is a predicted model, not a curated record. Gene Ontology annotation, cellular component: membrane. Bases 1 to 2643 code for a protein of 880 amino acids. The transcript has 2 exons.